Molecule: messenger RNA, 9102 nt
Organism: Rhinolophus ferrumequinum (greater horseshoe bat)
Lineage: Eukaryota; Metazoa; Chordata; Mammalia; Chiroptera; Rhinolophidae
Gene: MAGI3
Product: membrane associated guanylate kinase, WW and PDZ domain containing 3
Exons: 22
Coding region: 509-3886 (1125 amino acids)
Biological process (GO): signal transduction
Cellular component (GO): cytoplasm
Molecular function (GO): protein binding
Source: RefSeq, a predicted model, not a curated record
AGGUUGCGGCGGGUUUGAAAGCGGCAGUUUCCUGGCAGCUGGGGCAGGCGUUGGUCUCCGUGCUCCAGCUUCGCAGCGGCCGCGAUCGAUCCAGCCACGCGUCUACGCUUGCUUCUGCGCGCCCCCGACGGAUUUUUCCCAUCCCGGCUCUUCCCCCUUCACCUCCCCGCCCUCCCAGGCUCAGCCUUUCCCGCCGCUCGGGCGCGGAGCCCGGGGGCCAGCAGGCUGCUGUGACCCCGCCCGAAACCCCUCCGGGGCUGCCCAGAGACAAUUCCCUUCUCCUUUCUGCAGCCUAACCCGGGGUGGCCCUCGCAGAGCCCAGCCAGUCCCAGGGAGCACAGCCGAGAGGGGCAUCCGAGGGGUGUCUCGGGGUGUGGAGUGGCCCGGCCCCCAGUGGGCUGUGGUUGGGGGGGUGCCGGAGCGGCGAGGCCCCCCUCGCCGGGCUGCGCGGGCUCCUGGGGCCCCGCCGCCGGCGCGGGGUCUCCCCCAUGGUGCAGCGGGGUUCGGGAUGUCGAAGACGCUGAAGAAGAAGAAGCACUGGCUCAGCAAGGUGCAGGAGUGCGCGGUGUCCUGGGCCGGGCCCCCGGGCGACUUGGGCGCGGAGAUCCGGGGCGGCGCGGAGCGCGGCGAGUUCCCCUACCUGGGGCGGCUCCGUGAGGAACCGGGCGGGGGCACCUGCUGCAUCGUCUCGGGCAAAGCGCCCAGCCCCGGGGAUGUGCUGCUGGAGGUGAACGGGACGCCUGUCAGCGGGCUCACCCACCGGGACACCCUGGCUGUCAUCCGCCACUUCCGCGAGCCCAUCCGUCUCAAGACUGUGAAGCCAGGCAAAGUCAUUAAUAAAGAUUUGCGACAUUACCUGAGUCUUCAGUUUCAAAAAGGAUCAAUUGACCACAAACUGCAGCAAGUGAUCAGAGAUAAUCUCUACUUGAGAACCAUUCCAUGCACAACAAGGGCCCCCAGGGAUGGGGAAGUACCAGGGGUGGACUAUAAUUUCAUUUCUGUUGAGCAGUUCAAAGCACUGGAAGAGAGUGGAGCAUUAUUAGAAAGUGGAACGUAUGAUGGAAAUUUCUACGGAACGCCCAAGCCUCCAGCAGAACCCAGCCCUUUCCAGCCCGACCCCGUUGAUCAGGUCCUCUUUGACCAUGAGUUUGACACAGAAUCCCAAAGGAAACGAACUACAUCUGUCAGCAAGAUGGAGAGAAUGGACAGCUCUCUUCCUGAAGAAGAAGAAGAUGAGGACAAAGAAACUAUAAAUGGCACUGGAAAUGCAGACAACAGAGAGAGGCAUUCUGAGUUGUCUGAUUGGAUGAAGACCAUCCCGAGUUACAACCAAACAAAUAGCUCCAUGGACUUCAGAAAUUAUAUGAUGAGAGAUGAGAAUCUGGAACCGCUGCCCAAAAACUGGGAAAUGGCCUACACUGACACGGGGAUGAUCUACUUCAUUGACCACAAUACCAAAACAACCACCUGGUUGGAUCCUCGUCUUUGUAAGAAAGCCAAACCCCCUGAAGACUGUGAAGAUGGAGAACUUCCUUAUGGCUGGGAGAAAAUAGAGGAUCCUCAGUACGGGACAUACUAUGUUGAUCACCUGAACCAGAAAACCCAGUUUGAAAAUCCAGUGGAGGAAGCCAAAAGGAAAAAGCAGUUAGGACAGGCUGAUAUUGGGUCUUCAAAACCAGCUAUGGAAAAAUCCCACUUUACUCGAGAUCCGUCCCAGCUUAAAGGCAUUCUGGUUCGAGCAUCAUUGAAAAAAAGCACAAUGGGAUUUGGUUUUACCAUUAUUGGUGGAGAUAGGCCUGAUGAAUUCCUUCAGGUGAAAAAUGUGCUGAAAGACGGCCCUGCAGCUCAGGACGGAAAAAUUGCACCAGGCGACGUGAUUGUAGACAUCAAUGGCAGCUGUGUCCUGGGUCACACCCAUGCAGAUGUUGUCCAGAUGUUUCAGUUGGUGCCUGUCAAUCAGUAUGUAAACCUCACUUUAUGUCGUGGUUACCCGCUCCCUGACGACAGUGACGACCCUGUCGGGGACAUAGUUGCUGCUACUCCCCUCAUCAACGGACAGUCACUAACCAAAGGAGAGACUUGCAUGAACACUCAGGAUUUUAAGUCAGGACCCAUGGUUCUGGACCAGAAUGGAAAACCGGGACACACCUUGGCCAGUGACCGUCUCAAUGGACCAUCAGAUCCGAGCGAGCAGAGGGCGUCCGUGGCAUCGUCAGGCAGCUCCCAGCCUGAACUCGUGACUGUCCCUCUAAUUAAGGGCCCUAAAGGCUUUGGGUUUGCAAUUGCUGACAGCCCAACCGGACAGAAGGUGAAAAUGAUUUUGGAUAGUCAGUGGUGUCCAGGCCUACAGAAAGGGGAUAUAAUUAAAGAAAUUUACCAUCAAAAUGUGCAGAAUUUAACCCAUCUCCAGGUGGUAGAGGUGCUAAAGCAGUUUCCAGUAGGUGCAGAUGUACCCUUGCUUAUCUUAAGAGGAGGUCCUCCUUCACCAACUAAAACUGCCAAAAUGAAAACAGAUAAAAAGGAAAAUUCAGGAAGUUUGGAGGCCAUAAAUGAGUCCAUUCCCCAGCCUAUGCCUUUUCCACCCAGCAUUAUCAGGUCAGGAUCCCCGAAACUGGAUCCUUCUGAGGUCUACCUGAAAUCUAAGACUUUAUAUGAAGAUAAACCACCAAACACCAAAGAUUUGGAUGUUUUUCUUCGGAAACAGGAAUCAGGGUUUGGCUUCAGGGUGCUAGGAGGAGAUGGACCUGACCAAUCGAUCUACAUCGGGGCCAUCAUACCUCUGGGCGCAGCUGAGAAGGACGGUCGGCUCCGAGCAGCUGACGAGCUGAUGUGCAUCGAUGGAAUUCCAGUUAAAGGGAAAUCACACAAACAAGUCUUAGACCUCAUGACGACUGCGGCUCGAAAUGGCCACGUGUUAUUAACUGUCAGAAGAAAGAUCUUCUGUGGUGAAAAACAACCUGAGGAUGACAGCUCUCAAGCCUUCCUUGCAGCACAGAAUGGGUCUCCCCGCCUGAACCGAGCGGACAUCCCAGCCAGGCCGGCGGCCCAGGAGGCCUACGAUGUUGUGUUGCAACGAAAAGAAAGCGAAGGAUUUGGCUUUGUCAUCCUCACCUCCAAAAACAAACCACCCCCAGGAGUCAUUCCGCAUAAAAUUGGCCGAGUCAUAGAAGGAAGUCCCGCGGAUCGCUGUGGAAAACUGAAGGUUGGAGAUCAUAUCUCUGCGGUGAACGGGCAGUCCAUUAUCGAACUGUCCCAUGAUAACAUUGUUCAGCUGAUCAAGGACGCUGGUGUCACUGUCACACUAACGGUCAUUGCUGAAGAAGAGCAUCAUGGCCCACCAUCGGGAACAAACUCAGCCAGGCAAAGCCCAGCUCUGCAGCACAGGCCCAUGGGACAGUCGCAGGCCAACCACAUACCUGGGGACAGAAGUGUCCUGGAAGGUGAGGUUGGAAAAGAUGUCUCCACAACUUACAGACAUUCGUGGUCAGACCACAAGCAUCUUGCACAACCUGACACCGCAAUGAUUUCAAUCGUAGGCAGUCGGCACCAUCAGAGCCCCGGCUGUUACCCAGUGGAGCUGGAGAGAGGUCCCCGGGGCUUCGGCUUCAGCCUUCGCGGGGGAAAGGAAUACAACAUGGGACUCUUCAUCCUGCGUCUUGCCGAAGACGGGCCUGCCAUCAAAGACGGCAGAAUUCACGUUGGUGACCAGAUUGUUGAAAUCAAUGGAGAGCCGACACAAGGCAUCACACAUACGCGCGCAAUUGAGCUCAUUCAGGCUGGUGGCAAUAAAGUUCUUCUUCUUUUGAGGCCAGGAACUGGCUUGAUACCUGACCAUGGUUUGGCUCCUUCCGGUCUGUGCUCCUACGUGAAACCUGAGCAACAUUAAGGCUUUCAGGGCUUUUCUUGGUCUUUCCUUAAAAAGACUUGGUGAUUGGGAUAUUACUAAUCCUUCAUCUUCACAUGUGAUUUAUGAUGAACAGUCACCAUUUCCCCCACCUUCACAUUCUGCUUCCAUAUUUGAAGAGUCUCACAUGCCAUUAAUUGAAGAAUCUUUCAUGCGAGUUCAGAUAUGUGAAAAGGCUGAAGAGUUCAAGGACCUCGUGCCUGAAAAGAAAAGCACUUUAAAUGGACAUCAGUCUGAUAUAAAGCAUCAGUCUCUUCUCCAGAAAAAUGUGAGUAAAAGGGAUCCACACAACAGCCAUGGGCACAGUGACAAGAAAAAUCUCUUCAAAGUAGAAAAUGGUGUAACACAAAGAGGUAGGUCUGCCAGCCCCAAGAAGUCAGCCAUUCGCUAUGCAGAGGAACAUUCAGAAAAGAUUCCCGGUCCUCCAAAAAAUGACCCCAAAAGAAGACCCAGAGAUCGAUCACUCAGCCCCAGGAAAGGGGAAAAUAAAAGUUGUCAGAUCAGCCCCAAAGCAGGUUCUGGACAAGAUCCUGGCAGAAGCAGCAGAGGGCGGUCUUCAAGCCCAAAGAAGCAGCAAAAAUCUGAAGGAAGCAAAGACCAUGCAAACGCUGAAGCCAAAUUAUCAGAGUUUGCGAGUCGAAGAGCAGGGGCCCAUGCUGGUGAGAGUACUGAGCAGAUUUCAGAGGGGAAGGAAAGAGCGGGUGUGGGCAGGAAAGACACAAAGCAGAGUGAGUCUGGAAAAACCAGAACAAGGUCGCCAGAGAAAAGAAGCAAGAGGAUGGAUGAGAAGAAGUCUCUUCCAUCCAAAAAGACUAAUAACGCUACUACUAGUAGAGUAGUAUCUGAGAAUGAAAAAGGAAAGAAAGCAACCUUAGGAGAAACAAGUUCUAGUAAAGAUAAGAUAGGAGAACAUGUCAGACCAUCAGAAAAGAAGUUGAAGCAGGAACCUGAGGAAAGAAUGGUUAUGAACAAAACAGAAGACCACAAGGGAAAAGACCUAGAGGCAGGUGACAAAAGCAAAGAGAGUGGAGAGUUCAAACCUGAAGGUGGAUCUCCAGCUAGGAAAACACCAAUAACUCCAGGGCCCUGGAAGGUGCCAAGUGCACAUAAAGCCACAGGCACUAGUGGUGUGGCUGAAAAACGGCUGUGACCUUCAGCAUAAAACAAAGAAAAACAAGUUGUAAUCUUUUUACUAAAGAGCAGCAUUUUCCCAAAAAAAAAAAAAAAUGUCAUUGUUUUCAGAAAUUCUAAAACACACGUAAGUACAUAUUGAUUUGAGCAUCAAGUUACGUAGGAUGCAUGAAGGGCCUGUAGGUUUGCUAAGAACCCACUGUCCCCCUGGCUGGCUGCCUUCCCUCGCUCUCACCUGACAGUGCUCUGCUCGUCGUCAUGAGUGUCUGAACAAAUGACUUGUGAUAUGAACAAUGUGGUCACAACUCACUUUAUAUUUGUGCCAAGUUAUCUACUGUAUCAUGUCUAUUUUAUCCUUGUCACUCAGAUAUUUCCACAGUAAUGAAAAAACUAGGUUUGGCUUGGAAGUUGAUAUUUUCAAUAGCAUGUUGCAUGUUUACAGAGAGAAAUAUUUGAGUCCUUGCAGACGAAGAGAUGAACUCAUCAUUAAAGAUGGCAGUUCCCUCUUCUACCAGCUACUGAUGAUGUCCCAGUUUCAAAAUACAACUCAAACAUCACUACUGUGAUGUCUGAAAUGUAGUUAAAUAUUGACACUGUUUUAUGGCUUGGUGUUCUAAUUUGGCUGGGUGAGGUAUUUCAAAUAACUGUUCAAGAUUUUACUUACAAUUCGCUGUUCAAAAUGAGAAUGUAAGCAAUGAAGAGUUCACUUCCUGCUGUGUUAUCCAGCUCUGACAUAAUUAUAGCAUCUCCGCUCACCCUUUUAUUCCAGUUGUUUCACUGUAAAACCACAAAGAAGCCUGUGGAAAUAGUGCUUUAAAAAACUACCAAAUUUCUGGACAUAUUGGUUGUACCUACUACUAAGUUAUUAGUUGUUAAUAUGUAAUACUUAUUUGAAGAGUCAAAAUAUUAGACAGCUUGUGUGAUGGACUUCAUCAUUCAACUAGUUUCACAGUCCACUGCCAGAUACAGUACCAUGUCAUCUGGUAGCAGCUGUACAAGUUCAGGUGUUUAGACGCAGAACCCUUGUAAGACCCACUAAGGCACGUAAGGACAAACAUGCUGACAGAUAGUACAUGCUAGAUCUUAAUCUCUAGCUACAUUUACUUUCUUGUUUUUGAACAAGAAAGGGAGACUAAACAUCUGCUUAGCUUGUACAGAUUUUCAGAGUUCUUUUUUAAAGUCGCACUAAAGACGUUUAUUAGAAGGUAGAGACAGUUUUUGACUCCAUAAUUUAUAGAUGCAGGUUUUUCAAUCCCAACAUUCAGUAGCAUCUAUAAAUAAAGGAACUUCUCAGAAUAAAACCAUCUUAUGGAGUAUUUGGACACACUUGUUCUGCUGCCCUGGGUCCAUCUUGUUGUUGUGAAAUAUUAGGUCUGAGUCCUUCCCUCUCAGAGUCUGACUGUGAAACUCUUUAACAUAACAACUGAAUCAGCCCCUGUAGAUAAGAUGUGCUUCCCAGAGUGAGAUUUUUGAAAUUCCCUUUUCAUCCAGAACUAUAUUUACCCAUGUAUUGUAACUACUUGAAUAGAGCAAAAUUAGGAGGCUUGAUAAGCGCUAAGAAUUUAGUACCACAGAAAUGAUUUAUUUUCCCUGUAGUCCACAAUUAGUGAUAAAAAUCCUAUUUUUAUUGUUAACUGUGACAUAACUUUGAUGUCAUAUGUUGUCAGUCUGAUGUGGCUCUGUCCUAAGUAACCUGUCAUUGUCCUGAUUAUAUACUGACUUAGCAAUGUGGCCUUGGAAUGCUAAGCAAAAUAUGGAUGUACUGGUUGUAAAUGUUUAUAUAUUGUACAGUACCUUUAUAUAUACACUCGAGGUUCUGAUUAGAGAAAGAGAUCUGUAAAUCGCUCGUUAUUUUUUAUAUAGAUAUUAAAAAAAAAAAACACCUAAAACCAAUUUAUGGCCUGCAUUUCUUCUACUGUCAGGCUUAUUUAAUGUUGCUUUCUAUUUGUGGAGCUAAUUUUCUCAUCAUGGUCUGAGUCCCCAAACAGAUUUUUGUCCCUCCCAGUAACAAACACGGUCCCACAAACAGGAAGACUGUUCAUAAUGACGACUUUACCUAUAUAGCUAGACUUUUAUCUACAUAGGUUAAGUUUGAAAUUGGGUUGAGUUAAAUAUCAUGGUACCUGUUUUGUACCUUUCAUUGUAAAGAAACUAGCUUUCCUUAAGUAAUUUACUACCCCAAAAAAGCCUUUCUUGUCAGGGAGAGAAAAAGGGCUUGUCUUAUUGGAAAUUCAGUUACUAGACAUUUCUAAUGGAUAGAGUAGUGUAAGUCCAGUUACCACAAAAUUCUAUUUCAUCAGAAUACAACGUUUUACAUUAUUUUUAAGUCAUUCUAUUUACUAGAGGUUAUACAUACGUUUAAAGUACUCUGACUUAAUUCUUGGUGUGAAUAAUGCCAAAAACUUAUUUAAUACUCUUGAGGGGAAAAAUAAAUGCCUACCACUGCAUGAACUCACACUAAGGAAAAAACCCAAGCCCCAUGAUGGAGAUGUGUGUCCUACAAAGGCUGUAGAAAGUGGCAGCACAACAGUUUUAUUGUUGUUUCAGUAGACAGAUUUUCUUACUGAUCACAAUUGCAAAAAAAGUGCUGAGAUGCAGUGACAUGGUCUCACUAGGAAGAUUAGACUAAGAUCCUGUAAUAUUGUCUUCUUCUGACCUGGUUACAUCAAAUGUUACUGACCAAGUAGCUUCGGAACAGUCAACUCCUAUUUCAGAAGUCCUGGACACAGAAAAGCAUUUGGCUUUGUAGUUCUACAUGAGUCUAUCUUGGUUCUUUCCUUCUUUAAUAGUAAGAUAUUCUCAUGGAGAAAAAGCCCAAAUGCUUUCAACGUGGACACAUGCAUUUCAUGUUUAAUAGAUUCAACAUGCAAAGAGAACUGGGUUUUAAGAAAGCCAGGAAUAUUCAAAUUAGUUAAAAUGCGUGACAAUCUGACGAAUGACACAGGGAUGUGUUCCAAUGGAAGCUUAGUCUACAUGUGCUCCUGGGGUUACGGAUCACUGGUAUAAACACAGACUUCAGUCACAAAAUGUGAUGCUUCCGUCUGGAAUGAAGAACACAUCAGAGCAAUUUUUUACAUCCUCAUGGCAUGCUCCACUGCCUAAGACUAUCUGCGCUAUUUAAACAAGAACAGAUUUAUUUAUGUAGGUAGCUCUUUACCAGUCAUGCUAUUAAGGGUUAUCAGUAAUACAAUGACUUGUUCAAAGCAUGCCAUAAUUAUUACAUGCUAUCUAUCAUCUUUGCUCUAGUUAACUGAAUAAAUGUAAGAUACCCGCGAACUUGGAUCUGUUUUCAGUGUUGCAAAUAGAACCUUAAGACAUGUAAGAAGGGAGAAUGAAGGCUUAUGAAGACUGGAAUUCGGUGCACUAGAGAACUCUGAAUAUUUUUCACAUAUACAUUAAACUACGAAAACACAGCCAAGUGCUUUAAUGCAGCCUAAUCCUACAUUUUGACAAAGAAUCCUAUGGAUACUUGUCUAUUUUACAAUGUUUCCAUUAAAGUCAAGCAGAACUGUUAGCAAAUAAACAAAUCAGGAGGCUUAUUUUGUCCUUAGUAAACCACCAUCAUUUGUUACCUUGAGUAAUACCUUCGUACAGCUUACAGGCCCAGGACGUGCUGCAGGAAAGGUAUGGAAGUAUUUCACAUUUGUGAAAUUCAAACUUCAUUAGUCAAGAUGGGCACCAAUAACUGCAAAAAGCAAAGGAGUACUUUAAAUGACGAAACUAGUCAAUACGUGUAUAGGUGAGACUAAAUUUAAUGAAUUUCCUUCUUGAUAAUCCAAACUCAUACAUUAUAUUUGAAAGUGACACCCACUUGGCCCAUUAUGAGAAUGUAGAUUUAAAAAACGUUUCAAAAAUGAAUUUCAUUAAUUGGAAAGAUGGUUAUGUUUACAGUGUAUAGACCCACUUAUCUCUAAGUACAAUGAAACAAAAAGAAAAACAUCCGUCAGCUUAUACUUUGUGAGACAUACUAAUAUUGAGAAUUUUUCUACAUGUCUCUGAAAGUCAAGAAAACCAUACCCCAAUUAGGCAAGUAUUUGGUUAUUCAACUUUUCAAAAUGUUUAUAUUA